Stereum hirsutum FP-91666 SS1 is the source of this 652-nucleotide messenger RNA. RefSeq lists its product as uncharacterized. The transcript has 3 exons. Bases 154 to 609 code for a protein of 151 amino acids. Lineage: Eukaryota; Fungi; Basidiomycota; Agaricomycetes; Russulales; Stereaceae. The record is from RefSeq and is a predicted model, not a curated record.
CCAUAAGCCCAACGUACACACACAGCACAAUCCAAGCUUAGAUCAACAGUGCUGCUCGCGACUCACACCCUGUUCAUCUCCCCCGUAACUCAGUUUCAUCUCAUCCCGCUGCUACAGCCUUUUUCCCCAGUGGUCUGAUUUCCUGACAGCCCCAUGCCUCCCGCCAUUACAAUCGCCAUCCCCGAACAACCACGACAGGAAAACCCUUUGGUGUAUGCCGGGCGUCCUGUGCUCGUAAGGUCGGAGUUGGGCUUAUUUCACAUCCUGGAUUUCAAUCCUUGCGAAGGGGAAGACGGGAUGAUCCUCGCUGUUGAAACCCUCUUCGAUGUCGACCCCGACCGCCCCCUACGCAUACGACUGGUCCUCGGGUAUCUAGCAAUCGCCACCAGAAUCCGCUCAAUGGUCCGUGAAGGCGAACGUGGCCCCUACCUAGUGCGCGCUGAGUGCACGAUUCCUCCAUUCUCCCGCCAUAUAUAUGGGCACGAUUUCUUCCCGAUCAAAAUCGAGGCUAUAGCUGCCCAGGACGAGGUGGUAGAUGCCGUGGUCGUUGGGGAUUUCACUUAUUGGCAGGCUCGUAAGUUUUUUUCUAUGACACAAUAUGAGGAGUGACCAUGGCCUUGUCUGUAAGGAUACAGUGGUCGUAUCCCACUCG